This is a messenger RNA of Myotis lucifugus (little brown bat), 641 nucleotides long. RefSeq names its product PIGB opposite strand 1 (gene PIGBOS1). The record is from RefSeq and is a predicted model, not a curated record. The coding region runs from base 347 to 511 and encodes 54 amino acids. The transcript is spliced from 2 exons. Lineage: Eukaryota; Metazoa; Chordata; Mammalia; Chiroptera; Vespertilionidae.
AAAGGGCGACUUUCGCCAACUCCGCUGGGCAGUGGCUUCGCCGCCCGGUGCUGCAGGUUUGGGCCCGGCGGCUAAACUUGGCCGAGGGCUGCCCACACUUUCCCGGAGGCACUUCCUUCCGCCCCGGCUGCCGCCGACUUGGGUUUGGUGAUCUGUGCGCCGGGGACCGAGAACCCGCUGGAAUAAUGGUCGGACCUCGCCUCUGCGCGGACAGGCGGGAGGCGGGGUCAGUGGCCGGGAGUGAGGAGCGAGCGGGGGAGACGUCUGAAGGGUAAUGAUCUGAAGAGAUUUCCUGAGUGGAGUUUUUCAGAACCAUCUUUGUACCGUGUGGCAUUUGUUAAAAAACAUGUUUGGGAGAGUGACUCUUCCACAAGCGCUUUUUGCUGGCAUCCUUGGAAUUGCUGGAGGGAUAUAUAUUUUUCAACCAAUAUUUGAACAGUAUUCCAGAGAUCAGAAGGAAUUAAAAGAAAAGUUGAAAUUGGCAGAGGAAUCCGAAAAGAAGAAAAGCUAAUACUACAGCGAGUUGAACUGUAAUUGCUUAAAGUUCCAUUGAAAUGAUAUGUUGACUAUAAAUAGUCUCAUAAAAACUUCUGAAGUACAUAUUAAACAUAAAUAAAUCCUAAUGAUGAUUUUUAAAACUA